UCUCACAGCAGUCAUGGAGGGUUCGACGUCUCUGCCGCUGCAACAACUCAUCGCUUCUCUGGACAAAAGCUGUUUGCCGAAAAUUCUUCAGGUUUGCUCAGGCGUCUACUUCCAAGGCUCUGUAUAUGAGAUUUCAGGGAGUGAAGUUUGCUUCUCCACUGGUGAUCUGAUCAAGGUCACCGACCUAAAGCUGUUGUCCGUCUGCUGUGAAGACGUCAGUAACAACGAGAAGUUCGAGCUCCCCAUCAACCACAAAGGUUUGUUCAAAGUCGUGCCGGACGACAUGGCGUACAGGAGCGUGGAGGAGAUGGUGAAGAUGAGGCCUGUGAGUCUCUGUUCCUCGCUUCCUUUCACCUUCACCAGCCACACCAAGCUGAGCCUCGACAACCUGACCUUAGGAGCAGGCAGAGCUUUGACCAUGAUCUUCAUGGAGUCGCGGGAGGGUGAGGAGGAUCACCUCCGCUGCCACAUCCAAGGUGCCCACGAGGCUGCGGCCGAGGUGCGCCUCCCUCUGUCCACCCGCGGGGAGUUCUACGUGUGCGAGGGCCAGGAGUGUUUCACGCUGCAGGAGAUCAUGUCGUCUCCAGACCUGCGCAGUCAGAGGUUUCGUUUCAUCAACACCACCAUGUGCGAUCGCCCCCUGAUUCUCAGUCCCAUCUACGAGAUCCACGCCAUCAUGAACAUGAGGAAGGAGAUCUUGAAGUUUCCCUCCAGCCUUGAGAUGGACGUGAUUGACAUCACUGACAUGUCCAAGGAUUUGAACUUCGAAGUUCCCCUCAGUCUCAUGGACAUGUGGUCGCAACCGGAUGAUUGUUUCCCAGCGGUGGUGAAGAUUUUGGAUACUCCCGCUCAGUGCCCUUUGUUCAAGAGCGCUUGGUUCCCUUUACUGAAGAAAUCCCAGCAGAUGGUUUUCCACGAAAAGGGAGUGUCGCCGAUGGUUCUGAUGUCCAGCCAGAAGAGUCGGAGGACCAAGCAGUACUUCCUGGUUUUGCAGCACUAUGGCGGACGAUUUCGAGUACGGCCAAGGGAGUUCGAGUCGGUGUAUGCAGUCUACACCGUUUCCCUCCAAGUCACAGGUCUGAGAGUGAGCGUGACAAGUAACCACGAGGGGGAUGAGGAUGAAGGCCUGCCGGAUCUGAGCAUCGGGGACGAGCUGGAGGUCAUUGGCUGCAAAACAGUGAUGAAGACUUCAGGCCAAGAUCCAGCAGCGACGCAUCCAAUGGAGGUUCUGGUCUGUAAACGCCUUCAAAGAGACGAUCAUGAUGAAGACGAUGAUGAUGACGACGAAUCAAAGGAUCAGACUGAGGAAGUUCUCCUGCCGUUGUUCAUGCAGGCACAUUUUGUGGAGACCCAGAGAGACAAUAAGAAGUACAGCCUCAAAGAUUUGAGCAAGAAAUACAAAGUACCCAUCGACCUGAAAGUGGUGACUCGUGAUCCUAAACUGAAAGAAGAUCCACUGACAGUGGGCUCUUCCUUGAGAAUAGAAGGAGCAGUGCUGGAGAACACAAUCCAGGCCAGCUUCCUGGAGACACUGGAUUAUAAAUUUGAAAUACCAGUCCAGAGGAUUCCUCUGUACACAUCCUUCACCAAGCUCCCGCUCCCAACGCCAACUGACGGCCCGCUAGAGUGUCGCCUGGAAACGGUGACCGAGGUGACUGAAGCCUUCUUCUUUGAGCUCAACAGACUGAACAGCACAGACGCGCCGCCUCCACCGCGACCACCAAAGAGAGCAACUGAAAAGAGGCCGUCGACGAAGAAGAAGAAAUCGUCGCAGGUGAACAAGAGAAAAGAGUCACUGAGCCCUCCAACGCCUGAGAUCGAGGAUCUCACCAUAACACCCAAGGCAAUACCUCAGGCUCCAGAAAAAAUGCAGCCUCCAGUUCCUCGCAGGGCAUCAAAAGCGCAGAUUGAGAAAGCUCAGCCGAACAUGUAUGUGAGAAGAGUGGAUUCCAUGGUGAAACCAGUGCCACCAACUCCUGCGGAUGCUGAGGACAGCGACCACGAUUAUGAAACAGUGGAUGAAAUACACAAAGAGGACACAAAAAAGAAAAGCGUCAUAUUGCGCUAAGUUGUAGCCAGAAAUGGACAUUCCAGUUUAAAAACUAUAUAUAUAUAUAUAUAUAUAUAUUGCUGUCAUGUGAUGAAGAAAUGCAAAGCGUGCAAUGACAAAUGUGUCAUAACACAUUUGUGUUAUGACAUGUAUUAUUCCUUUCAUUUUUACAAAACAGAAACAGGAGUCAGAUGUGUUUUCGGUUUAUUACAGAGUCAAAGCUCACACUUUGUGAGUAAAAAGACUUGACGUCGUAGACGGAAACAGAAGUUGGUGAUGAUAUUGUUUGCACCAGAGUGGGAAAAUAAUAUAUUUUACGAGAAGUUCAACAAAGAUUUUAGUGCUUGUUGCAGAUGGAGACUCGGUUCUCAAUAAAGAAAUGCGGCUAAUCGUCGCU
This is a messenger RNA of Synchiropus splendidus (mandarinfish), 2447 nucleotides long. It is a transcript of the gene themis2, whose product is annotated as thymocyte selection associated family member 2. Gene Ontology annotation, biological process: T cell receptor signaling pathway. Lineage: Eukaryota; Metazoa; Chordata; Actinopteri; Syngnathiformes; Callionymidae. The transcript has 6 exons. The record is from RefSeq and is a predicted model, not a curated record. Bases 14 to 2068 code for a protein of 684 amino acids.